This is a messenger RNA of Sceloporus undulatus (fence lizard), 5804 nucleotides long. RefSeq names its product zinc finger DHHC-type palmitoyltransferase 3 (gene ZDHHC3). Gene Ontology annotation, biological process: peptidyl-L-cysteine S-palmitoylation; protein targeting to membrane. The record is from RefSeq and is a predicted model, not a curated record. Gene Ontology annotation, molecular function: protein-cysteine S-palmitoyltransferase activity. The transcript is spliced from 7 exons. Gene Ontology annotation, cellular component: Golgi apparatus; endoplasmic reticulum. Bases 353 to 1327 code for a protein of 324 amino acids. NCBI's taxonomy places the organism in Eukaryota, Metazoa, Chordata, Lepidosauria, Squamata, Phrynosomatidae.
CUCCCUCCGAGGGGAGGGGGGAGGAGGAGGAGGGAAGCCAAGACUAGAGGCUCACUUCCCGGUUCCUUCUCAGUAAGAGCCCGAAUGGAGGGGAGAGAGGAGCCGCGGAAUAAGGGAAGAGAGGAGCUUUAACCUCCUCCUCCUCUUCCUCCCCCCCCCUCUGAUUAAAAAGAGGGAGGGGGCGUGUUGGCGCGCGCUUGGGCGGAUGGAACGUCGCGUCAAGCGCGAGGAGGAGGUGGUCCCUGGGAGGCAAAGGCCGGCAGCAGCAGGAAGAGCGAGCAGCACCACCAGCGGCGCGCGCGCACGCUUUGCUUCCCCUCCAGGCUGGAUCCAAGAAUGGACAUUAUAGUCUAUGAUGAUUACUCCAGUCCACCGUUUCAGAGACAUUGAACGGAAGCCGGAAUAUCUCCAGCCAGACAAGUGUGUUCCACCUCCCAACAGCGGUUCCUCGGGAACCAUGUGGUUUAUCCGAGAUGGCUGUGGUAUUGCCUGUGCAGUCAUCACCUGGUUUUUGGUCUUCUAUGCUGACUUUGUAGUCAUCCUUGUUAUGCUGCUUCCAUCAAGAGACUAUAUUUACAGUGUGAUCAACGGAACAGUUUUCAACACUUUGGCAUUCCUGGCUCUGGCUUCACAUAUGAGAGCUAUGGUAACAGAUCCGGGUGCUGUGCCCAAAGGUAAUGCCACAAAGGAGUUCAUAGAAAGUUUACAGCUAAAGCCAGGACAAGUGGUUUACAAGUGUCCAAAAUGUUGUAGUAUCAAACCGGAUAGAGCACAUCACUGCAGUGUUUGUAAGAGAUGUAUACGGAAAAUGGAUCACCACUGUCCAUGGGUUAAUAACUGUGUAGGAGAGAAUAACCAGAAGUACUUUGUACUGUUUACAAUGUAUAUAGCACUGAUUUCUCUGCAUGCCCUAAUCAUGGUUGGAUUUCACUUCCUGCAUUGUUUUGAAGAAGACUGGACAAAGUGUAGUUCUUUCUCUCCACCGACUACUGUGAUCCUACUUAUUCUCCUGUGUUUUGAGGCUCUCCUCUUUCUCAUUUUUACAUCUGUUAUGUUUGGAACACAGGUGCACUCCAUCUGCACUGAUGAAACGGGCAUAGAACGGCUAAAAAAACAGGAGCCAACUUGGGAAAAAGUCAGCGGCUGGGAAGGGUUGAAGCUGGCUUUCGGGAGUGAUCUUUCACUGCGAUGGUUCAAUCCUUUUUCAGACCUGAGUUGCCAGAAGUCUCCACCAGCUGGUACAGCAACAGUUGCUCCAUCUGAGAUGGUGGCUCAGGAAGCCUUUGAGCAGCUUUCUGAUCAAGAGGUGGUUGUGGAAAUGUCUUAGUGAAUAACAUAAAGUGCCUGUACCAAUAUCAGUAUCCUGUUGAAAUUUGUGCACUUGAGGCUUAGCUUUAAAGGAUCAUGUUGCAUGAAAGCCUCGAGGCUUGCUGAGGGCCUCACUAAAUGAAUGCAAAGCAACUACAUUCCAAAUGUUCUACUGCUGAUGACAGUUUAACCAAAAUCCCAUAAAGUUCCUAUGGAAACAAUAACAGUUUUGUAAAAACUUAGCAAAACUUUUAAAAAUAUGCAAUACAAAUACUGUUUGGGAGGCAUACUACCAAGCUUAGUUUAAUUCAUUAGUCCAUUCAGCUGGGCAGUAUGUUCUCAAAAACUACCAAGAGUGGUCAAACAUGAAGACCAUGACAAAAUAAUAAAUGAAAUCUUAUUAAAUUGUUUUAAGCAUAAAAUUAAUAUAUCAGUGAAAGAGGAAAAUAUAUAAGACCCCCCCCCCAUUCUGUGAAUGCAAAGAUGGCUAUCAACAUCAGGUUGGCAGUUCUUCAUGGGCGCUCAACUACAAUGGAGGCCUAGUGAUCCGAAUGAUUUCGGGGGAGACUGAACCUUCCUAACCUAGCCUUGGAGGGGAUCAAACCCUUUCUUUGAGGGUCCAUGUGAUGAAGAAACCCAAACCAAGGACAAAAAAAAAACACCUUAAAUCCAUCCAUGUGACUCUGGGAAACCAAUGAAAUCUUGUGCUUAUUUCUGCUCAAACAUAUUCAGAAAUAUUCUUUUUUUCUUCAAGUGGCUGCUCAGGGAAUAUUAAUGUGCUAUAACUGAUUGUUUUUGUUACAAAUGAUGGUUCUCUUGCAAGGUGCAGUGGUCACUUAGCAAAACCAGCACUUAACUAAGAUAAGCUUGUAAAUACGGGACGGUUAAAAUAUAUAUUUCUGAUAGCGAUAGACAAAAGCUACAUUUGACUGGAUCUAGGAAUGUUUUUGAAUCAUCCAGUAGACCAUUUGCCUAUGAUCUCAAUUUAUUUCAGUGAAUUUUACAAAUAAGUAAAGAUCAAUGUCCUUUUGGUGUAAUCCUGAAUGGCUUGGCUGUGGGACAAUGUGGUUGUAAUCAAUGGCCAUCACCUGAAAUGUAAGGCCUAGACUACACCAUGUUUUCAAAAUGUGCAUGUUUGCGUGCAGCCAUGGCUAUUAGGUAAGGACUAAAAGGUUAUCCAAGAGACCAGUUCACAUGUGUUGUAUGUUUAAUAAUACUGUCAUGGGUGGAAAAUGUUGGGAAUAUUUCAGGUCCUCAUGAGUGGUCAGUGAACUAUGGAAAGUUGGCUGAGAACUUGAUCAACAGUGUAGAAUGCAGACCACUGAGGAUCUUAUCUAAGAGCACGACUGCAUGUUUUAAAUAUAUACAGUUAGGAACAUAUAUGAAAGGGAAGAAUGGGUUCUCCUCCCGCCUUAAUCAUGGGUGCUUUUUUAUAUUCUAUUGAGGGGACAUAUUCUUCCCUUCUGGUGCUCAUCAGUAGGGAUAGCAUCAACAAGCGCCUUAAGCACCUCAACUGCCACCUCUUGUGAAAAUACAGAAAAUAUAGGGGUGGAGGACUCUCUAUCUUGGAUGAGUGACCUCAGUAUGGCUAUGAUCCAUACAUGACUUUCCUCAUGCCCCAACAGAUUUACAUGACAAAGCACUUCUGAAACAGUAGGAAUUGUUACUGAGAAGAUGGAUUUGCUUUAUGAAAUCCCUCUAAAGUAGUUCUCUGUAUCCUAAGUUACUGUUGUCACUUAAAGCUUUACUUGUGAAAUUGAGAUAUAUUUACUUUGAAACCUGGACACUGGUUUCUGUAUCUCAGAUUGGGAGCUGAAAAACUUCCCAAUGUUUUCACUUUGAGGGGCUAGGAGGCCUUUGUAGCAUUUAUACUUUUAUGGUGGUUGGGGGAAUGUUGCUGGCUUGAAGUGAAAUCAGGGUUGUUCCAUAGUAGUUUGGAGUUCAUGUGUUUUCUUCUAAGCCCCCUGUUCAGAGCAUGGACCAGGGGAUUGUUAUUGCCCAUUCAUCUCUUAUUUUAUAUUUAUUUUUGUAUCUUGCCCUCCUUCUCCUGCCUCUAGUAAUGAUCGGGAUUCUUAUUUCUCAUAAGCUGUUUUAUUUUGACUGAGUCCAUUGGCUUGCUUAGCCCAGUAUUGUCUACUGACUAGUAGCGGCUUUCUGAAAUCUCUGGCAGUGGUCUUUCUCAUCACCUGUUGCCUGAUCUUUUUAAAACUGGAGUUAAUAGAGAUGGGAGCUAGGACUCUUUGGCAUAAAAAGUGUGUGCUGUUCUAUUUGAGCUGGUACUCGUCCCCCAACUGUAGAAGGGAUUGGUAAGCAGAGGAGAAUACUUUUCAUAUAUUUUGCUUGUUUCAGGUAGCAGAAAGGUAAAUGGAUGGUCUCCAAGUUGCAACCUGCUAACUUUAAGAUUAAACACUUAAUUGAUUCUAAAUCAAGAAGGAAUACUGGGAAAAACUAGGUGAAGGGAGAAAAGGUAGUUCAAUAAAUGGAAAUCAAUGAAACGUAAUCAUUUAAAUUGUAACUAUCCAAGCACUUGAGCUUCGACAAAAAAUAUUAUGUAAGUGCCUAAUUCAAGAAGCUGAAGGUGUAUUACUGAAAAUGUCGAAGACAAUGAUCAUCCUGUGCUAUUUAUUGUAUGGAAUUGAGUUCAGAGAGGACUUUGUUAAUGCAAAAACAUCAGCUGAAUAGAUCUGAUGUAUGUACUGAAAUUAUUCUUGUAAUAUCCCUGUUCAGAGGGCAGAAUGGUCAAUUCUACUUCUGGCUUUACAUAGGGAGGUUAUGAAUGUAGCUCUUUGGAUUUGUAUAAAAGAAGCAACUUUGAGAUUAGUUCACAGGAAAUGUGUUCAUGCCUGUGUUUGACUACUAAAGAGUCAAAUGGAUCGGGGAUGUAAGUAUAACCUGCAACUAAAUGUGAUCUUGGCUCCUAUAUGCUGAUUGUCUAAAGGGAAAAUUUACCCUCAGCUCAAUAAUUUAUUUCUACUAAGAGGUUCCCCACAGACUUCAAUAGAACACCUGCUGACACUGGUAUCUAUUAGAGCUUUAAUUUCAUUGGCCUAAAUAGCCCUGAAAGGAGGGAAUAAAUCAAGCAGCUAUGUGAUGCUUUAUUAGGAAAUACUGCUCAUAAAGCUUCAGAAAAUGCAACAUGAGAGUAAAUUACUCUUACACUCUUUACUUUUUCAUACAUAAGGGAAAUUGUUACUGGUUUUCUUACGUUGAAAACUGCCUUUGGAAAUUGACCUACAUGUGUGUUGUGUGCUUGCUUAGGAAUAUAUGUGGUUGUAAAUUUGUUGUUGUUGUUGUUAAAUCAGGACAGCUACGCACCUUAUUUAUUCAAAAGUAUUGUAAAAGGAUUAUAUAACAGUAUCUAUUGAUACGUUGGCAAGGAGCAAAUGGGCCUUUAAAACCAAAUGGCAAUUGGCCAUCAAUGGACAGAGAUUGGUUAUGACAUUGCCCAUAUAGGAAAGGAGGGGGAAGGCUCUGGUUCUUUCCAAUCCGCUCAGAUCCCAAAAUGGUGGUGUGUAUGUGGAAGUUUUUCUCUCAAACCAGAGGGAGUGCCCAAUUUUGGGGAAUUUCUCCUUGCUUCUGCCUCCAUAUGUGGUGAUGCAGGGUCAGUGAAGUUAGGGAAAGAACUGAAUCCAUGGUAUCCUCCUUAGUGAUCAAUCUUCCUGUGGAUUUCAACUGUGUUCCCCUUUGCCCGCUUGUUUUGAUACUGCAUUGAAAGGCAGGGAAAUGGAGGAAUAGAUUAAAGAUAAAAUAUGAAAUAAAGAUCCCUGUGGACUGUUUUUAAAGAAACAUUCCCACCUGUGUUAAAUAAAAGUGCCUUAUUCAUUCUCAGACCAUGUUGUAAAGCUUUAUGUAGCAGACUGAGAUUAAAUUGUACAGAACACCAACAAGAAUCAUGUGCUAUUAACCAAAGUGUCUAACGUCUUCCCCAAACAGGUUUUGACAUUGUUGUGCUUUUAUUAAAGAGCUUUCUAGGGAUAGAGCCUAAAAGGAAACUUCAGAUUAAACAGCUUCUUUAUCUGGAAACCAGUGUUUACAUUACUAGGUUUCUUGCUGCCUACUGUGAGUAGCUCCAUUGAAGCCAACUGAACAGCCAGCCUUGAAAAGCUUCACGUUAUCUAUGUAUUGUAUUUGCACAGGUGGAACCUCAGAGGUUGAUUUGGAGACAGAAAAUGCACUUGUGCUGUUAAGUUUAACCAAUUAGCCUGUUUUUAUGUUUUAGACUAAUGGUAUGUCUUAACUAAGAAAUGCAGCGGUUCUGUAGGCAGAAAGGUGCCUUAGUUCAAAGGCUUUAAUAAAUAAUGAACUGGAACCUAGCCUGUGGGGAAAUACUGUAUUUUCAUGACCAGUGUCAGGCUGCUCAUUGGCCUGUUCUAUGCAAUUAAAGUGUAUGCAUUUACAAAAUUCAUUGUAUUAUUAUAUUUUGCUCUUUGUAUCUCAUUUUCUGACUUCCACUGAACCAUGGGACUUAUUAAAAAGAAACCACUAUUUUCAUCUCA